AGCUAUUCGUAUUCCUUAUGCCUUAUGCGAAGCGAUACGAGGAAGAAGAGAAUUGAAGGGAAAAGAAAAAAGGAAUUGAAUUGGGAUGGUGGGGUUGCAUGAAUGAUGAGUGCAUAGUUGCGAAGUGAGCGUUUGAAAAAGUAUGGUUGCAUAGAGAAAAAGAGGACAUAACGGUGAUUACUCACCCAAUCCAUCAAGUAUCAACCGUGUAACGUAGACUUUAAGUGAUAGAAAUUAAAAAGAGGAGAAGCCUGACGGCAUCUAUUUUUCUCUCCCAGUCCACCAUCUUCAAACCUCUCACUCCCCAAUCGAAGGUUCUGGAACCCCAACGCCCCACUCUCGCCACGCCACUUUCCUUUUUUCCGCAUCUAUUUCGCCGAGGGCAUUUUAUUUAAUUUACUAUUUUCUUUAUUUAUUUAGUAUUUUUUAAUUUCUAUUUUUGAUUUUCGGGUAUGCAUUCGGUUGGUGCGCGGUUGUUGAGGUUGAGGUUGAGGUUGAGGCCAAGGAGGGAACUGAGUUAGGUUCUUCUCUCGUUUCGGCCUUCUCUUCUCCGAUCGAUCCCUAAUUGCCGUUGCGAUUUCGCCAAUGAAUCGCAGCUUCCGAGCACCGGAAUCGCCAAUGCAAGCUGCGUUCAAGCAGAGGCACCAGCAAUUGGGGACUCUCAGCUCCUCUCCGCGCCUCAUCGACAGGGAUGACGAGCUCGCCUUGUUCCUCGAAAUGCGCAACCGCGAGAAGGAGCACUACGAUUCUUUGCUUCGCGCCGCCGAGGAAGCCGACGCUGCAGCAUUAGGCAAUUCUCUCUUUAGCGUUCCGUCGGCGCGGAAGACCGGUGCUGAUGAUUUUCUCAAUUCGGAAAAUGAUAAGAAUGACUACGAAUGGCUUCUAUCCCCACCUGGGACUCCCCUUUUUCCUUCUCUGGAGAUGGAAACAACAAAAACUGUUAUGAGUCGGCUUGGAGCUCCAACUGUACGUUCCACAUCAUUAAAAGCUAGAUUGGCAAAUCCUCCGUCAGAACAUACUGGAAGGAGGAGCAACAUGGUAUCCAAACAAACCGCCUCCUCCCCUGGGUUGACCUCUUCAGGUGGUGGAAUUAGGAGGCCCUCAUCAUCAGGGAACCUGUUAGAACUUGCUGGAAGGAGCAACUUAGUAUCUAGACAACCAGCCUCCUCCCCUGGGUUGACCUCUUCAGGUGGUGGAACUAGGAGGCCCUCAUCAUCAGGGAAUCUGGGAUCAAGAUCUGCAACUCCUACUGGACGACCUACAUUGUCCACAGUUUCAAAAUCAUCUAGACCUUCAACACCUACUUCUCGGACAACCAUACCUUCGACUAGGACAAUGGUAGCUACCACCAAGACCUCAGUUUCCUCAGCCAAGCCGGUGGUUUCUUCAUCUAAGACUGCAGUUUCUGUCAGUAAGACAACUACAGUGCCGGCAACUAAAACCACAAUUCCAUCUAGAUCCUCUACACCUCUGUCAAGAUCUACUGCAAGAUCUUCAACACCAACAACCAGGCCUACCUUACCAGCAUCCAGGUCUACAUCAAGGUCAUCAACCCCAACUCGGCGACCAUCAACACCAUCAAAUGUACCCACUGUAUCUGCUCCUUCAGUUAAGACAUCUUCAAUCUCCAAGUCAGCUCCUGUGAUGUCAAGGCAGGCAGUACCAUCAUCACCUGGCCCUUCACCAACAGUAAAAUCAAGGCCAUGGAAGCCAUCUGAGAUGCCUGGCUUUUCACUUGACGCUCCACCCAAUUUGAGGACAACGCUUCCAGAAAGACCACUGUCAACAACUAGGGGGAGGCCUGGAGCCCCCAGUCCACGGUCUUCGUCUGUUGAUCCUGCUUUCAGUGGUAGACCAAGACGACAAUCAUGCUCUCCUUCUAGAGGACGUUCCUCCAAUGGCAUUUCUCAUCCAACUGGAAGCUCUAUGCCUGCCGUUAAUCGUACAUACUCCAAAGCGAAUGAAAAUGUCAGUCCUGUUGUAAUGGGCACCAAAAUGGUUGAGAGGAUGAUAAAUAUGCGGAAACUAGCACCACCAAGGUUGGAUAACAGGAACCCUUCCCAUAAUCUUUCUGGCAAGUCGUCAUCAUCUCCAGAUAGCUCUGGUUUUGGAAGAUCACUCUCAAAGAAAUCCUUGGAUAUGGCUAUUAGGCAUAUGGAUAUAAGGCGAAGGGUUCCAGGCAAUAUACGGCCAUCGAUGACAAACAUUCCAGCAUCUUCAAUGUAUAGUGUGAGGUCUGGGCCUCAGCGGAGCAGAACUGUUAGUAUCUCGGGCUCUCCUCACGCCACUAGCAGUAAUGCUAGUUCUGAAGUGAGUGUAAACCAAAAUGGUCUUUGUUUAGAUAAUAGUGAAAUAGAUGAUGAUAUUGUCAGUGAGAGAGGUGGUCAAUCUCCUGCAAGUGUGCGGGGUAGAUAAAUUGCUCUCACUUUGUGGAAUACUCUAUCCACAUUUUAAUGGCACAACCAUUCUUAUCCCGAGUUUCAGCCAUAUUGGAUUUUUAUAUGGAGCUAGCCACGCUUCAAUUGAUGUAAAGUUUACUGGAAGUGAUAUAAUCUUAAUGGAAUGUAUUUGUAAUUUUAGAUACCAGCUAUAUGCUGAAAUUGUAAUGCUCAUUUUUUUUCUUCUUUUUCAAGUGGUGUUCUUUCACACGAAAACUGUAGAAAUUGUGUGGCAUUGUAUUUUUGAGAAAUGCUAGCAACGUGUGAUUUAGAACUUC
Cajanus cajan (pigeon pea) is the source of this 2716-nucleotide messenger RNA. RefSeq lists its product as uncharacterized. The record is from RefSeq and is a predicted model, not a curated record. Gene Ontology annotation, biological process: cortical microtubule organization. NCBI's taxonomy places the organism in Eukaryota, Viridiplantae, Streptophyta, Magnoliopsida, Fabales, Fabaceae. Gene Ontology annotation, cellular component: cortical microtubule.